AGAACACCUGUCACCCAACCUGACCUAACCUUCAAAAAAUAAAAAUGUUUUAAGGGGAUUAAGGAUUAACAUUUUUGAACAUUUGAACAUGGGAAAUGAUUCAUCUCAUUUAGCUGGCAUCGAUAUUGAGGAUAAAGCUGUGGAAGUUGCUGAUUUUUGGAGUCAACAUACUGCAAGCGUUCCUAAAUCGAAACAACUUUCCAAUUUGACAAUAUUCAUUGGAGAAUUAUUUGUUAAUGGUCCCUUAUGGACAAUACAUACACCACUGGAGAAAUGUAGCAAGAAUUUAAUGAUAUACAGACAUCCAUGCAUUCUCAAAUACAUUUCAUCAUGGUCCAAAAGUUCCAAAUUCUACUUAGCGGUUGAACAUGUUAGACCUUUGUCACAUGUAUAUUCAACUCUUAGUACAUUACAGCUAUGUAUAGGGUUACAUUCAGUAUUGAAGGCUCUUUGUUUUUUACAUGAGAAAGGAAAGGCUUCUCAUAACAAUGUAUGUUUAGCCUCAAUUUAUAUAACAGAUGAUGGAAAAUGGAAGUUAGGUGGGAUGGAAUUCUCUUGUAAAUAUACAGAAUUAUCUAAGGAACAUUUAAACAAAUCCAAAGCUAACAGAUACGCAGCUGCAGUUGAUAUUCAUGAAGAAGAACAUAUUCAAAAACCUGAUAUUUUGAAGGAAUUCGUUGAUGCUUUCGCAUUUUUCGUUUUAGUUGCAGAGCUAUUGAAAUCUGAUGCUUCAGAGGAUAUUCCAGAAUUAGAAGAUUUCAAAGCUCUGUGCAGAAGUGGUUUAGAGAAUUUGAAUAUAGACGAAAGACCAACAUUAUCUGAUUUACUUAAACAUCCCUUUUUCAACCAUGAAUUCAUUUUAAUACACUCCUUUUUAAUGGAGUUACCAUUAAAGUCUGAUGAGGAAAAGUUAACAUUUUUCUCAAAUUUGAUAUCCAGUCUCAGGAACUUUAACGAAAAUUUAGUGGCAAAUCAAUUAAGUGGACUCCUUUUAUCAAGAAUGGUCCUACUGAAUUCUGUUGCACAGACUAAGGUACUGUCUAAAAUACUUUCUUUCAAACAAGAUGGUGAAGAAGAUGAAGAGGAUGGCCCUUUAAUCAGCGAAGGCACAUUCAAAGAGCAUGUUGUACCUAGAAUCUUAGAAAUAUUUGCUGUUAGAGAUGCUCAGAUCAGAUUAAUAUUAUUGCAACAUUUCAAAGGCUACAUUAAUGGAUUUAGUCAAGAAGAAUUACAAUCAUAUAUUUUACCAGAGCUUCUUGUUGGAAUAAAAGAUACAAAUGAUAUUUUAGUAUCAUGUACGCUAGAAGCUUUAUCUACUUUAGUCUUGAUAUUAGGAGCAAAUACUGUAAUAGGUGGUAAAAGAGCAAGAUUAUUUACAGAUGGAAGGCCAACACAAACAACUCAAAAAUCAAGACAGAAUAGUAGGAAAUGCAGCAAAUCACUGGCAGUUGAAUUACCAGAUAUUCCAGUUCCAAAGCCAGUUGAUCCCCUCUUCAUCAGUAAUUUACCAGAACGCCAAAGACCAGAUGGAGAAGAAGUUGAAAUACUCACAGAUGAAGUAGACCAAACUGCAGAGGAGGAAAUAGAAUGGGAAGAUUGGGAAGAAAAUCAAGAUCUUCAAGCUACUGGAACCAAUACAUUACAACUUGAACAAACAGAAAUUUUGGAAGGGGAAUUAGCAACAAGUCUGAGUAACUUGAAAAUUGAAACAUCAAAAUUGAAGAAUAAAGACAUCAGUAAGAUUAAAAAUAUUCAGGACAUUGACGAAUUGGAUAUAAAAAACCAAAAAAGUAAAGAACAGAGUGAUGAUAUUGAUUUUUUCCAAGAUAUGGAACCUGAAAUCAAAAGUUCCACAAAAUAUCUGAUUGGUAGUGAAUUAGAGAAUCAAAACACUAAUGAGAAUUCGAACAAAUUGAAUCUAGUAGUUACAGGACUUGAAGAAGAUGGUUGGGGUGAAGAGGAAUGGGAAUAGGCAUUGAAAUUCAUCAGACAUAAUUUAACCAAUACAAAAAUAAUAUUAUAUUCAUAUAACACU
Messenger RNA from Coccinella septempunctata (seven-spotted ladybird), 2035 nucleotides. RefSeq names its product protein-associating with the carboxyl-terminal domain of ezrin. The coding region runs from base 89 to 1972 and encodes 627 amino acids. The transcript has 4 exons. The record is from RefSeq and is a predicted model, not a curated record. Gene Ontology annotation, molecular function: ATP binding; protein kinase activity. NCBI's taxonomy places the organism in Eukaryota, Metazoa, Arthropoda, Insecta, Coleoptera, Coccinellidae. Gene Ontology annotation, biological process: protein phosphorylation.